AUGAAUCCGAAAUCAUCAACUGUACUACUCCUUCUAGUAUACAUCACCACCUACGUCAUAGCAACCGCAAUCCCCCAAUCCAUCCCACAAGCAGAAACGUUUCAACUCAGUGAAGAUGAAAUGAAACACCUCGCCAACGACCCCAAAGUCACCCACAAGGUGACAUUCACCAUCAGCCAAAAAAAGCCCACUGAUUCGCCCACUGACACCAACAGCAAAUCCACCCACUUGGGUAAAUUGACAUUGGCAUUAUUUGGCGAAGUGUGUCCGAUAACAGUGGACAACUUUUACCAACUAGCAGCCAUGACUCGUGGAUACGGGUACAAGGAUAGCCAAUUCCAUCGCAUAAUCAACAAUUUCAUUAUCCAAGGCGGGAAUUACGACGGCGAGGGGGGCAAGCUGAUUUUCGGCGGACGUUUCAAUGAUGAGAACUUUGAGUUGAAACAUGACAAAUUGGGUCGGUUGUCAAUGGCAAAUGCCGGACCAAACACCAAUGGCGGACAAUUUUUCAUCUUGAAUGUGGACAAGACACCACAUUUGGAUGGCAAACAUGUGGUGUUUGGCCAAUUGGUGGAUGGGUUUGACACAUUGAUGAGAAUAAGUGCAGUUGAAACUGAUAGCAGCGACAAGCCUUUGGAUCAGAUUGUUAUUGUGGAUGUGGAAACGGCAAAAUUGAGCACUGAUCCGCAAAAUGGCAACGAAUUGGAGACUAGUGCCAAGAUGGAUGAAGCUAAACCAAAAGCUGAUGAUGUCAAGAUUGAGCAAGUUGUUCAAACUGGUUCAGUUUACCCUUGGUUCCUUGUCUUGCUUUUGAUUGGAAUUGUUGGAGGCACUUAUUAUAGGAAGGUGCAUAAAGCUGACAGGAUUACUGAUAUUAGAGGAAAUCGACGCUUCUGA
Molecule: messenger RNA, 897 nt
Organism: Lodderomyces theae
Lineage: Eukaryota; Fungi; Ascomycota; Pichiomycetes; Serinales; Debaryomycetaceae
Exons: 1
Coding region: 1-897 (298 amino acids)
Biological process (GO): protein folding; protein peptidyl-prolyl isomerization
Cellular component (GO): endoplasmic reticulum; fungal-type vacuole
Molecular function (GO): peptidyl-prolyl cis-trans isomerase activity
Source: RefSeq, a predicted model, not a curated record